AUGGCCUACCUGGCAGCCAUGUUGCAUGAUGUGGGGCUAACGUCGGAGGCGUUUGCGCUGACUUGGAUGUCGUUCGAGUUCCAGGGUAGCAUCUUGGCCCGGGAGUUUCUGUUGAAGGAGGGCGUGUCGCCACGUGUGAGUGACACGGUGGCAGAGGCCAUCUUCAGGCAUAGAGAUCGGAUACAAUUGGACGGAGGUGCCACGUGUGGACAUUCGCCCGAGGGUGUUUUGCUUAUCUUAGGGACCCAUUUGGAUGUCUACGGGGCAUUUGCGCCUCUCAUACAUGUGGACACUAUUGAUGACAUGGUCGUUAGGUUUCCUAGAGCUGCAUUUGGUAAUGUAUUUGCUGAUUUAGUGGAGGAAGAGGUGAAGGUGAAGGUGAAGGUGAAGGUGUUUCCGCUACGGUAG
Messenger RNA from Cryptomeria japonica (Japanese cedar), 408 nucleotides. RefSeq names its product cyanamide hydratase DDI2-like. The transcript has a single exon. Bases 1 to 408 code for a protein of 135 amino acids. Lineage: Eukaryota; Viridiplantae; Streptophyta; Pinopsida; Cupressales; Cupressaceae. The record is from RefSeq and is a predicted model, not a curated record.